Plutella xylostella (diamondback moth) is the source of this 6156-nucleotide messenger RNA. Lineage: Eukaryota; Metazoa; Arthropoda; Insecta; Lepidoptera; Plutellidae. The record is from RefSeq and is a predicted model, not a curated record.
ACAGAUAAAAAUUGAUUGUCAAAUUAAAAUUACAUUUUGUGUUGUAUGUGGGAUAUAUAUUUCUAAAUAAAUCGCUAAAUUUAAUAAGUUUCCGCUAUGAAAACUUAGGGAUCAUGGAUUAAAUAGUGCUUUGUACUUUUUACUAUUUAUUUAAGAAGUGUCAAUAGUUUUUCAGCUGCUGAUAUAGUCUCUUACGAUGAAAAGAGCAAGCGCUGUAUCCUGACAAAGAUAAUUCCGAAUCGGGAACAAAUCUGCCUGUAAGAAAUGUUUUCCAAGUCGAGUAAGGACACAUUCCUGGAGCAAACCAAGGCAGCUCGAGAGGAGCGUGCCCUGGAAAAGAAACGCGAAGUUUCAGCCGUCGUAAUACAAGCUUACAUUCGUGGCUUCAUCGCCAGACAACGCUUUAUUAAACUCAUUCUUGAAGAGUUUGACCGAUUACUGCCUGAUCCUCCAACUUCACAAGAUGACACGCCUCCUCAAACAGAACUCAAGCCAGCCCUGGAGGUGUACCAGGCAGCUUGUCGAUUCUUCCUUGUGUUCAAGAAGGAAAGAGACAGAAAGAGGUUUGAGAAACUGUGCAAGUACAUUGUGCAGAGUCUCCUCUGUGAGUCUGUCAAGAUGUCUUAUGUUGGAGUGUUCUUGAAUAAAGAGUACAGUCUCCGCUGGAUAGCUCACGUAAAGUCCUUGCUGUACAAAUGCUGCCUCUACCUCGAGGACCUUAAGCCCGAGUCUCCUCUAGACAUGCAGAGUAUACUGACCCACCUCCACACGCUGGUGGCGCUGACAGCCACCAACACCUGGGCGCUGACGAGGCAGAAGAACUUUGAGAAACUUCGCGGUGGAGUCACACAGUUGUGUGCCAACAUCAUGGGCUCACUGUUCCAUAGGGGAUAUUAUUUGACUUUAAAGUCUCUCCUCCUCCGCGGCCUGUGUCGUGAGAAGGUCUUCCUCAAGAACGUUGCACUCACAGCCAUAGUGACGCUCUCGCUGCGGCCGCUGGUCUCCGCGCAGUUCUCGGAGAAGCUGCUCACCAUGUACAUCAUACAGAUCCUGUCCGUGCCCACGCUCGUGUUCCACAUGCAUCAGAUAUCGCCUGAGUCGCUAGCGGCGUACCGAGCGCACGGCAUCUUCGACAAGUGCCUCGAGUUCCUCAGCCUGGACCAGAACCUGCGCAUAGUGUUCAACACUCUCGAGGGGAACUAUGCUCUGUGCCUGCUCGCUAACUUGGUGCAGCUGGCGCAUCUGGAGCGCGACCACUGCGCGCCGCAGACGCUGUACCCGACUCUAGUGCUAGUCGUGACCCGCUUCCUGGAUAGCUGCCAACAGUACGUGGUCUGCAAGAAAGGCAACCUCAGCAACUGGCACCCGAUCCUCGGCUGGUUCUCUCAAAGCCUCGACCAAUACCUGCCCCCGACUAUGAGCAACUUACGGACCCAAUUGUCUUUGGCUUGGGGCGGUCCAUUGUUGAAGAAGCUGUUGGCUGAGCCGUUGAAGGAGAUGCUGGAGAGCGGAGCGGGGGGCGAGGAGGCGGGGCCGUCGCAGCCGUCGCCGCCGCCGCACGGGAACAAUGCCGCUUCGUAUAUUAGGAGGGCUAUUGAGGCUAGGACUAAUAGCCUGCCGAUGUUCCGGUCCAACUCCAACAAGGUGUACCGCAAGCUGGGCUCGGCGGACAGCACGCGCGUGGCGCUCACGUGCGGCAUGCUGCACGCCGCGCUGCAGACGUGCACGCAGCUCAAGCUCGACAUACUCACCGGUCUGUGCAAUCAAGACGAGAUCCUCUACUCGUUGUGGCAGUUCCUCUGCACUCUCGGCCCGACGUGUGGCCUCAAGUCCUUCCUGGAUCUGUUGGCUGUCUCCACCAAGACCUCCGCGCCAGAGUUUCAGAUGUUGAUUCUUUUUGCUGACUGCAUGACGCAUUAUGUUACAAUAUUGGACGACAUGGAGAUGUACGAACAGCAGGAGCCGUUCAAAUUAGUAGACUUCAUCAACAUGUCGCAGUUUCUCAACCUGUUCGUCUAUAAAUCUAUCAUGGGACAGCUGUUCGACCUCAAAACCAUCCAGUCCAACAGUCUCUUCGUGGCCAUGCACACACUGCUACUAGUCUUAUACCGGCGCGACUGCCGGCGCCCCUACACGCGCGCCAACCACUGGCUCGUGCGCGACAUCCGCGACGCGCAGUUCAUGCACGACCUCGACAAGGGGAAGAAGCCGCACCAGGUCCUUGUUCAGAAAACCCCUCACAUGAUAGCGCACGGCGAGCGGGUCCGAUUGUUCAGGCGAGCCGUCGCUGAUGAGAAAGUGGUCCUCGGCCUAACCGAGCGCGCGUGCGGGGGGCGCUCCACGCUCGUCACCGUGCGGCGCGCCCGCCUCGUGGAGGACGGCUACCGGCAGCUGGGAGCGCUCCCCAGUCGCGCGCUGAAGGGCGUCGUGCGCGUGCGCUUCGUGAACGCACAGGGGUUAGAUGAGGCGGGGAUUGACCAGGAUGGUGUGUUUAAAGAAUUCCUAGAAGAAACCAUAAAGCGCGUGUUCGACCCAGAACUGAACCUGUUCCGUGCGACAAGCGAGGAGCGUCUCUACCCCGCGCCCACCUCGGCCCUUCAGGACAACCAUCUGCAACUGUUCGAGUUCAUAGGACGGAUGCUGGCCAAGGCUGUUUACGAGGGUAUAGUGGUGGACGUCCCCUUCGCUUCAUUCUUCCUGAGCCAGGUGCUGGGGCAGACGCAGCAGGCGCUGUACAGCUGGAUCGACGAGCUGCCCUCGCUCGACCGCGACCUGUACCGGAGCCUCACCUAUAUUAAGCACUUUCAGGGUGACAUUUCGUCACUGGAGCUGACGUUCACAGUGGACGAGGAGCGUCUCGGAGCCAUCGUGACCCACGAGCUGGUGCCGGGCGGCAAGGCCAUACCCGUCACUAAUGAGAACAAAAUAAACUACAUCCAUCUGAUGGCGCACUUCAGAAUGCACACUCAGAUCAAGGACCAAACGAACGCGUUCAUCAAGGGGUUCCGAACCAUCAUCAACCCGGAGUGGCUCUCGCUGUUCUCAACUCCUGAGCUCCAAAGACUGAUAAGCGGCGACAACGUGCCGCUAGACCUGCGCGACCUGCGGCGGCACACGCAGUACUACGGCGGCUUCCACGACUCGCACCGCGUCGUGUGCUGGCUGUGGGACGUGCUGCAGCGGGACUUCAGCGAGGCCGAGCGAGCCAUGUUCCUGAAGUUCGUGACGUCAUGCUCGAAGCCGCCGGUGCUCGGGUUCGCGCACCUCAAGCCGCCAUUCUCCAUCCGCUGUGUGGAGGUCGGCGACGACGAAGACACGGGGGACACUAUUGGAAGUGUGAUCCGUGGCUUCUUCACAAUACGAAAGAAGGAUCCCUUGAACCGUCUACCAACGUCUUCCACCUGCUUCAAUCUCCUCAAACUUCCCAACUACCAAAAGAGGAGCACUUUGAGAGACAAGCUGAGGUAUGCCGUCAAUAGCAACACUGGCUUCGAACUCUCCUAAUGUGCUCCGAAUGGAAAUUCGACUGUAGGACCAGAAUUUGGAGUGCUAGUUUCGUUCGGCGUUUUUCGUGUAAUCGGUGUUUUCACUGACCAAUCACCGCCUCGACUGUUCUAACUUAUGAUUAGGGUUUAUGGGGUGGUUUUGAGUAAAAAUGUGCAAUACUUUUCACUGUCAUUGUUCUUAUAAAUCUACCGUUACUCAUAAUUCGCAGUUAUAAUACUGUUCUGUCGGGGCUAAUGUGGCUUUAUGGCUAUGUUAUUUUAAUAUUUAUAUUCUUACAGGCAGUUUGUGGUGUUAUAAUAAUAAAUUUCUUGUAAUAAUAACUUGGAGAAGUUAUUACACACACUGCACUCGCAAUCAAUAUUGAACGCCAUCUAAAUUCGUUGUUGAAUAUUCGUCACAAAGUAAAUUCGUCACAUUUGUAACAUACAUCAAAAGUCAAUUCAUCACUUGGUUGUAUGAAGCUUUUUGUCAUAUUUAUAUGUGCACUCAUGACUAAUUAACUUUGUAACGUAUAUAUAUACAAACACCCUCUGAAACUUGCUGUAUUUUGGUAAAAAAUUAAUUACAUUUUUUAUUAUGUAUUUAUAUAACUCAUAAACAUGAUUGAUAAUGAUUGGAUGGUUGGUACUCGUAUGUAAGAUUGUUGUGAUUAUCAAAAAAAAUAAAAUCCAUUGAUAAAAACCUUAAAUAAACAUGAAUAAUCUUAGAAACGAACUCAUUUAGUAGUUUCGAAAAAUCUAUUAAGUUUUGUUAACUUACAUAUUAUCCAAUGUAACAGAAUUUGAAAAUCGUAUUUAGAACGAAUAUCAUGUCAUGUUACUUAUCUACAUAAUAAAGAAAUAUAACAUUUUAUAUUUCGAAUACCAUGAAACCUUAUGCAGAUAAUUACAUAAUGCACCAGAUGUAACAUGUGUUUGAUCCUUAUAUGUACUAUAAAUGAUAAGCCAUUUACCAAAUAUUAAUUGAAACAUAAUGCAUGCACUAAAGAUGUGUCGGAAUGGUGAAGUCUGAAUCUUUCUAUGUGUUAUAUUUACAGACAUUCAAACAUUGACGCGUCUUAUAUCUUGUUACCUAGAAGGUUCAUAUAAUUUUGUGUCAUAAAUUAAUCAUAGCUCAUAAUAAAUAUAACUAGUUAGGUACAUAACAGUAAAUUCGUUAGUUUUUGUAAUCAAGUUGGGGGACACGUUAUUGUAUAAUCCGAAUUCUAAAUAAUCCAAUCCAGUCCAAUAUAAAACUUUAAUUAAAUGUACAUAGACAAUAACAUAUUUAGGAAUAGUUAUUUCUCUUAUGAUAUUUAAUACUCACUUCUAAAGCCGUAUUGUACCAUCGCGCAUGCAUGCUGGUCCGAUUUUAAAACUCAUAAUACGUGCGUGUGGCCUAUCCUCCAGAGCUAGCGGAGCGUCGAGAAUCGACCAAUGAAGUUGCAUGAAUACGUUUCUAUUCUAUUAUACGGAAGUAAAUAUCGGAUUGCCAAAAAAUAUGCUGUGCUGACGGCUGCUUAAACAGUGAAGUUAAAUUGUCACAAACUCACAUAAAUUAUGAAAAAAAAACAUACAUGAAAUAUGGAGUAAUGUUAGGUAUCGUAAGUUUGUUAAUAAAAUGGAUUCGAUAGUAGUUUUGUGGUAUAUGAAUUUGUAUUGAAUGUUUAAUACUAAGUAGGUAUUUAUAAAAAAGUUUGGCGCUAAAUUUAAGAUCUCAUUUUGUUGUUAGAUUGUAUCUAACGAUAAAGAAUCUGUCACGAUUAAUUUAUAUUUGAUAAUAAAUUAUUAUUAUGUAUAUUACGUUUGUAUUACAUACUUCAAAUUACAUAGUUACGAAUGAUACAAAAUUUAUAAUAAGUCUUACUUAUGGUUGGAGAUAUUCCGUGUUAUUAUUUCUUGCAGAUCAUUUAUACAAGUUGUGUUUUUUUAUUUUACUUUCAAAAAUAUCUGUAGCAGUAUCUACAUUAAUAUUAAAACUAUAUAGCAAUAUUUUGUGAACCUAUAUCACUAAAAAUAGUCGCGAUAUUCUAAAAUAAUGUGUAGUAACUAUUCAAAAAUAUCUAAUUGAAACAAUAUUUCUCCAGUCAUAUUUUAUGAGUAUUUUUUUUCGUUUUGUUACAUUUUAUAUUAUUUUGUGUGUCUUUAUACUUUAUUUAUCUGUACUCGUAUUUAUAGAACUUACAAAGGGUUUGUAGAGGUUUUCAAUUGGCGGUGAUCACACAAAUUGCCACUCUUGGUCAGUCAAGAAGUCUAUAUUGGAAUUAUUCGCUUACGUUUACAAACUAUUUGUAGGUCCUGUGAUUACGGAAGUUUUUUAUGAAUCAGUGCAAUUUUUUUUUAUUUUCACUCGUAAACAAGAAUUAUAUGUUGUUUAGUUUGUACUAUUGUAUAAUGUAGUGGGAAAACCGUUUACAUGCUUACUUAAUCUUGUAUUUUUUAACCAUUUAUUUAACUUUUUUUUAAGUCCAAUAAAUAAUUGUUUUACUUGUAAAUAGGACCUUCAGUUUUGCUAUAAUUCUUCGAUGUUAGAAUACAAGUAGAUUUACUGACUCAUUUUAAACAAUACUUUAUAUUCAUAAAAGUAAGGGAUAUUUUGUACUAGACACGUAAUAUGUUGUAUGUAACACAAUGUGAUUCUCUGUGAUAAUAUAAUUGAUAUUUAUUAAAA